This is a messenger RNA of Amoebophrya sp. A25, 2646 nucleotides long. The record is from the annotation of a GenBank genome assembly. NCBI's taxonomy places the organism in Eukaryota, Dinophyceae, Syndiniales, Amoebophryaceae.
CAUUGUAGAGCAUUACUGAGACUGACAGGUGGAGAGAUACGCGGAUUCAAGUACCACACACAAAAUACUGAGGAUGAGCUCGUCUUCUUCUAGUUCAUCUAGCUCUGUCUGGAAACGGGACGACUCUGGUCUGACCGCGACAGACGUCAAUGCCUCCUUUGCUAGCGGAUUCGUAGCUGGCUUUCUGGUGAAAACUGCUACAGCGCCUCUAUCUCGUUUGACCAUUUUGUUGCAGACAGCGCCGAUUGCAGGGACUGGGGGCAGUGGUCCAACAUUAAGAUUUAUUUGGAGGUGAUGUGCUCUCCUAGUUAGCACUAACGGAAUAUUUUUCCCGAUUUUCUAACUCGUGCGAACAACGUGGAUCUGCGCACGAUAUGGCGAGACACUGUGCGGAGGGAGGGACUGGCGUCCUUCUGGAAGGGUAAUUUUAAGGCUGCAACUUGUCGUAUGUUGGUAGCAGUGGAAAUGGAAUACUUACACGAGUAGUUGGAAACUGUACAGGGAGAAUUAUCCCUCGGAGCAGUACGACGUAGUAUCACUCUUCUCGUCCUGCAAAAGACGGCAGUACUACAACGAACAGGACGUAAACGUAAAACAACAGAAUCGCAACAUGCGGUCCUGUCUCCUCGUGGAGAUCAAAGAUACCACAAAAUACAACAUACUCCCCUCCCUCUUUUGCAACAAGUUUUACUUACGCCUAGAAUGGGUAAACUACUAGUACUUCUAUUCAUGGUCUCUAAUAUUCGGGCUUCAAUACUUCAAAAGGGAACCGCCACGGGUCUCAAUUACGUGUUCUUCGAGUCGUUGAAAGACGUGGCUAGACCCUUGUGGCGCAGCGAGGACGAUGUAGGCAUCGUGGCACGAACGGCUGCUGGGUUCGGUUAGGAAUCUUCAAUUAUACUAGUAGUAGAAUUUUUUUCAUCUUGUUCAUGGUCUUGGUUAUUUUUUGGGGGUCACCAUGUUCAUGAGGAGUUCUUGUACAACUCUCACGUAGGUACAACUCUCUAGACUAGUACUAGGAAGCUGUGUAUGUCGUGCUCUAUGUCAACAAGGGAUCGUUCUCUUGUUCAUACUGUUAGAUGUUCUUCCACACGCUUGUCGAUCAGAUCAGCUCUAAUCCCAAGGUGGUGUCCUCUCGCUGCUGUUCUCGUACCCGUUCGAUAUCGUGAGAACGCGGCUAGCCUGCGAUCCACAGCGCAGAGGAUUAAGAGGAGGCAUUAAGGGCACUAUUACGUCGGGUGCUCAGGCGAGUGCGACCUCUGGUGCCUCUGGAAUGGUAUCAGCGCAACUUCGACAUUUCACCAGUAGCACGACGACUGCUAAUACCAGCACCGGCGUAGUAUCAAGUACUAGAGUCCUCUUAGACCGGAUGCGUUCCAAGUCUCUGAUUCUCGACACGUGGCUGGCUAUAGUGCGAGAAGAAGGGUCCGUUUGGGGUGCUCUUAGACGCGGCUUGCCUUGUACAUUGCUGUGCCAAGGAGCUAAUAUGGGACUGGGGUUUGGCAUCUACGAAACUCUAAAUGUGCAUAUGCUUUCGCCAGGCGAAACAAGAACAGGUUUUCUGCAUUGCAUAACUUGUGGCGCAGUGUUACGGCUACUUACUUGGAUUUUCUCCCAAUCUGCUCCUGCUGUGCUGCUGUCUUUGUUAAUAGCCACUAGAAGUGUGGUCCUGGUUGAUCAUCAGUAUCAAACUACCUGGAAGCUGGAAAAGAUACAACAAAUGGUGGAAUCAAGCUGCACGUCAAGAACAACAUGCGAGGACGCAUGCGGAGAUGGGAUCCCUUCUAACAGUAGCAGGUCUAGUCUCCUCAGUCGCAACGCAUCCACUCGAUUUGAUUCGUAGGAGACAACAAAUGGUAAUACCUCAAGAGCCGAUGCAUCAAGAAAGCAGCACCAGCAGUGGUCCAUGUUCUCACAGAGCCAGGAGUAAAGAGUUACGUAUUAGAGUCAAAAUCUUGAAACGCGUAGCGGUAAUUACAACCUGCUCAUCUUCAAGAAGGUCAUCGAGAUCCAUCCCUCUGCUUAGGAUUAGGAAGUACCGGGAAUGGAAUACUGCACCACGACCGACAGCGUCGUAGUCCUCCUCAACGUGGUAGUCCUCUAAGAAACCCUGGCAGCGUCUGGGCCAUUGCGCGAGAGAUAUACGGAUCAAAACAGGGCCUCCGUGGUUUCUUUCGUGGUCUACUCCCAGAGUUGCUCAAAGUUGUACCCGCAGUUGGCUUAAAUUUUUGGAUAUAUGAGUACCUAAGGCAAGAAUGUUUUGGUACUCAAGUAAGACCGAGAUAAAGUAGGACUAUUUAUUUUUGGACGAUCAAAAUCUAAAUAAUAUAGUUGUUGUACUAUUGUAGUAAGUAGACACAGGAGACAUCAUAAUUGUUGUUACAUACAGUAAUAUAUUAUAAGUUUGAAUGUCCUCGAUUUUCGAUUCAUUUUCAUUUGUUUUCAUCACGAUUCCAGAGGUACUUCCAUAGAUUGUGAUGAGCUAAACGCUUCGCAUACUGACCGUUUACAGAAGACUUGCUGAAGACACAAACGCUCGGCAACAACUCCUCGUGAUUGUGGUCCGAGCGACGACAAACGCUCGGCAACAACUCCUCGUGAUUGUGGUCCGAGCGUGACUCAGCAGAAGGACCGGACUGUUUGGCA